This is a messenger RNA of Hibiscus syriacus, 1976 nucleotides long. RefSeq names its product beta-amylase 1, chloroplastic-like. The record is from RefSeq and is a predicted model, not a curated record. Bases 32 to 1795 code for a protein of 587 amino acids. Lineage: Eukaryota; Viridiplantae; Streptophyta; Magnoliopsida; Malvales; Malvaceae. The transcript is spliced from 4 exons. Gene Ontology annotation, molecular function: beta-amylase activity. Gene Ontology annotation, biological process: polysaccharide catabolic process.
GUAAAAUUUAUAUCGUUUUCAAUUGGAAAAAAUGGCGUUGAAUUUGGCACACCAGAUUGGGGCUCUUUCCGGGACACAGAUAGCGGCGGAAUUCACCACCGGAGAACAAUCAUCGUCGGCGCCGGCGAAUGUGUCUGGAGUCCGGAAACUUCCAUUGGCGAAUCUCCGGUGCAAGUCCCCUGUGGAGACCGUAUCCCCUCCUAUGUUAACUCCACCGCUGACACCGCGUAGCGCGGCGAACAGGUCGGGUAUGAUGAGUCCGAUGCUGCGUGCGGAUCUUUCCUCCGCCUGCCAGGCGUACGGGACGUUAGCUCCUCUGGAGACGGCGGAGGAGGAGUCUCCGGCGGUGGCGUGGAAGCGGGGAGGUAAGAAAGAGGAGAAGGGAGGGGUUCCGGUUUACGUGAUGAUGCCGUUGGAUAGCGUGACGUACGGGAACACGGUGAAUAGGAAGAAGGCGAUGAAUGCGAGCCUACAGGCGCUGAAGAGCGCAGGGGUGGAGGGGAUAAUGAUCGACGUUUGGUGGGGACUGGUGGAGAGGGAAGAGCGGGGUGCUUACAAUUGGGGUGGCUACGCCGAGCUUCUCGAGAUGGCCAAGAAACACGGCCUUAAGGUCCAGGCUGUCAUGUCGUUCCAUCAGUGCGGCGGCAACGUCGGUGACUCUUGCACAAUUCCUUUGCCCAAGUGGGUUACAGAGGAGAUGGACAAAGACCCAGACCUUGCAUAUACUGAUCAAUGGGGAAGAAGGAAUUAUGAAUACGUUUCACUUGGUUGCGAUAUCCUUCCUGCCUUAGAAGGCCGUACGCCUGUUCAAUGUUAUGCUGAUUUCAUGCGUUCCUUUAGGGACAAUUUCAAACAUCUCCUUGGUGAUACCAUUGUGGAAAUCCAAGUCGGAAUGGGUCCGGCAGGUGAGCUUCGGUAUCCUUCCUACCCCGAAGCAAAUGGGACAUGGAAGUUCCCUGGAAUUGGAGCCUUCCAAUGUUAUGAUAAGUACAUGCUUAGCAGCCUAAAGGCUGCAGCCGAAGCGGCUGGUAAGCCGGAAUGGGGAAGCACCGGGCCAACCGAUGCUGGUCACUACAACAAUUGGCCAGAAGAUACACCAUUUUUCAAGAAAGAUGGUGGUGGUUGGAAUAGUGAGUAUGGUGAAUUCUUCCUUUCCUGGUAUUCUCAGAUGCUGUUGGAACACGGUGAGAGGAUACUUUCGUCAGCGACAUCGGUUUUCGAUGGUGAAACUGUGAAGAUCUCUGUGAAAAUAGCUGGAAUCCACUGGCAUUAUGGAACCCGAUCCCAUGCUCCCGAACUCACUGCAGGGUACUAUAACACAAGGUACCGAGACGGUUACCUCCCGAUCGCUCAAAUGCUAGCACGCCAUGGUGCCGUUUUCAACUUCACUUGCAUAGAGAUGCGUGAUCAUGAGCAGCCUCAAGAUGCGCUAUGUGCACCCGAGAAGCUGGUCAAGCAAGUAGCUUUAGCUACUUCAGCAGCGCAAGUUCCACUGGCCGGGGAGAAUGCACUUCCCCGCUAUGACGAAUACGCACACGAGCAGAUCUUACAAGCAUCGUCAUUGGAUGUCGAUGGCUCUCCGGUCGAUAAAGAGAUGUGUGCAUUUACAUACUUGAGGAUGAACCCAUCGCUGUUUCAUCCGGAAAACUGGAGACGGUUUGUAGGGUUCGUGAAGAAGAUGAAUGAGGGGAAAGGUGCUCGUCGGUGUUGGGAGGAGGUGGAGCGGGAAGCUGAACAAUUCGUGCAUGUGACACAGCCUUUCAUCCAGGAGGCCGCUGUUGCCCUUAUGCACUAGCACAGGGGUCUUGUACUGUAGGGCGGUGGUAGCUUAGUAUAAAGUUUGGAUCAAUAACAGUGCCACAUAUGCCUUCCUUUUUCACUCAUUUUUUUUCUUUUCCAACGGAAAAAUGCAUGUUGUGUAAUUUAGUAUUCCGAUUUUACUUUGUACCACAUAGUUGAAGCUCUUUCAUCUUCCA